This is a messenger RNA of Scheffersomyces coipomensis, 873 nucleotides long. RefSeq lists its product as uncharacterized. NCBI's taxonomy places the organism in Eukaryota, Fungi, Ascomycota, Pichiomycetes, Serinales, Debaryomycetaceae. The record is from RefSeq and is a predicted model, not a curated record. The transcript has a single exon. Bases 1 to 873 code for a protein of 290 amino acids.
AUGAUACUAGCAGAAGACGCUUACCUUAUCCGUGCCGCGGUGACCGCUGCAGAAUUGGUAGUUGAUAAAGAUCAAAUAGCAACCAACCUUAAUUCAAAAUCAAGUCUACUUUCAUCAGUAUCUUUUGGUAAUAAUAGAUCAUCCUCAGAAUCGACAGUCUUUACAAGAGGAACCAGAACCAACAAUGGAUAUUCACCUAUGUUUGGUGGUUCGUUCCCAUAUGGUGGGUUACAAUUUCAAUUUUGUAGUAACCCUGAAAUGCCAGGUAUUGCCAUAUACUUUAGAAAUAAAGGACUUAAAUUAUUAGCUUCAGGAGAUAUUUGCCGUUUCCCACUUAUAAUAUUCCAAUCUGAAUUGCAUAAUCACACUGUGAUUGGACAGCAACAUAUUGAAAUUACUACAUUAUUAAAAAUUGUUCUUGACUUUGAUAAGAAUAAUUAUUAUCUUCCAGUGAAGGGUCCAUAUAGUUGGGUAUCAUACAAUUGGCCCAUAUCUGAGGAUAAAUUGGAACCUAAAACUUAUUUUGGAUAUUUUGAUCCAGAGACAAGAAAAGACUUGACUAACGGUAAGAUCUAUUAUAAUGGUUAUGGUGAUAGUUUAAACAUUGAAAAGUUAACGACUGGUGUACCAAAUACAACAGUUCUUCCAACCAUCGUUGAUGAUGUCAUAACCCAAACCACUCAAACAGUCAGUAUCAAUAGUAUCCUUAGUGAUAAUUUCAUAACCGCUGCACUUCUGAUAGCUGUUUUAUUAGUGUUGGCAUUACUAGUUAUACUAACCGUACUCGUAUUGGUUGCUUUAAUUGAUAUUUUAUUCGAAAGAUUUCAUGGAAAUAAUAUAGUUAGUUCUAAUAACCUCAUGCACCCUUACUAA